UUAACAUAACCACAAAAAUGUGAACAUAACCUCUAGAAAAAUGGAUACAGAAAGUUCUAAAAGGCCUCAUUUUGGUAAUCGUUUCUUAAUAAAUGAAGAAGACGUUUUCCAACAUAAUGCUUGGUAGGCACUACAGUUUAAUAACAUUAAUCAAAUUUUGCCAUACAAAAUAUCGCAAAAAACCAUUGCAUGGAUCGAGAUACUUACUGGAUGCACAGAAAGUAUUUGAAUUUAAUGCAUGGGACGACGUCGAGUGGGACGCCAUUCAGGAAGCAGAGGCGCAAAAGAAGGUGACUCUGAAUAGUACCACUAAAUUAGAUCGUGUCAAAGCAGAAACGUAUGAGAGAGACGCAUCGAAGCACUGGGACGCCUUUUAUAACAUACACACGAACAGAUUCUUCAAAGACAGGCAUUGGUUAUUUACAGAAUUUCCCGAACUAAAUUUUAGUACGUCUGACGAGCAACCCAAAACGGUUUUCGAGUUAGGCUGUGGAGUCGGCAAUACCGUUUUCCCUAUACUGCAGUAUUCGAAGGAGAGAAAUGUGUUUGUGUACUGUUGCGAUUUUUCAUCGCAGGCGAUCGAUUUGCUUCGUGAGAAUCCUGAGUACCACGCAGAUCGAUGUAACGCAUUUGCUUUGGAUGCGACUGCGGAAAAUUGGUGCGUUCCCUUUGAAGAAAACUCUCUGGAUAUUGUUGUGCUAAUUUUUGUGUUAUCUGCAAUUAAACCCGAGAAAGUCGUCUCCAUCAUGAAGAAGUUGUAUCGGUAUGUAAAACCAGGGGGAAUGGUACUGUUUAGAGAUUACGGUCGGUAUGAUUUGGCACAGUUGAGAUUUAAGCCGGGCCAGUGCUUGGAGGAGAAUUUUUAUGUAAGAGGGGAUGGAACACAGGCGUAUUUCUUUACUGAAGAUGAGGUGAAGAAUUUAUUUGAAAGGGUUGGAUUUGUUAAAGAAGAAAUACAUGUUGACAGGAGGCUGCAAGUCAAUAGGGGAAGAAUGUUAAAAAUGUAUCGAGUUUGGAUUCAAGCAAAAUAUAAGAAACCUUUGUGAUACAAAUUCUUGUUUUAUAUAGCUAUUUAGGACUAUUUUAAAGGGUGUCAAUUAUGUGCAUCUAUUGAACCUGCGCAGCAUGUCCAACUGGACCUGUACAUUUCACUUAACUUUUUAAAAUAAAUUCAAUAUUGUUUGUU
Molecule: messenger RNA, 1186 nt
Organism: Photinus pyralis (common eastern firefly)
Lineage: Eukaryota; Metazoa; Arthropoda; Insecta; Coleoptera; Lampyridae
Product: methyltransferase-like protein
Exons: 4
Coding region: 93-1046 (317 amino acids)
Molecular function (GO): tRNA (cytidine-N3)-methyltransferase activity
Source: RefSeq, a predicted model, not a curated record